[Torrubiella] hemipterigena is the source of this 1761-nucleotide messenger RNA. The record is from the annotation of a GenBank genome assembly. NCBI's taxonomy places the organism in Eukaryota, Fungi, Ascomycota, Sordariomycetes, Hypocreales, Clavicipitaceae.
CACGCCAUUUACAACUACACGUUUUUUUCUGGCACCAGCCAAUUCACUUCCACCAUCUAACUUCACUAUUAUACGAUAGUCCCUUUCAGAUCAACAUGCCAAUCACUACGCAAACAUUCAAAGAGGUACCGCCGGAGCUUAUAACGCUGCUGCUGCGCUUCCUCCCCGAAUCAUUAACGAUCCUCCGACGCCUGCAAUUCAUCAAGAUAACCACCAUUCAGAGACCCCAUGGCCAAAUCAUAUUCUGCUCCUCUGACGGUCCCCUCUCAGAUACCUCUGCCAACACCAUCAAUUCGUUUACCGUCAGCUAUCUAGACAUUGCCGGCGGUCCGGACACGCAAAUGUGGCUCUUUUCUACGCUCCAAUGCCGGCCCAGCGACUCUCAGGAAACGGAGCAGUGCAAGGAACAGCUGGAUGCGCUGGUGCAGCAAGUAAACGGAAUCAACAAGGCAUACGGCAAGCCUCUACACUACGGUGACUCGGUUGUCCUGGGCAGUCUGGAGAGCCAUGUGCGUGCCGUAUUUCAGAUCGAGAAGCUCCUCACGCCUCGUCCAAGCGGCAACUACGAUAAGUGGGUUCUGAAUCUGGACGAUAUCCCAGCUAGCGAUGAUGCACUUCCCGAGGGCAUGGUUUGGGGAACAGGCUCCUUGGACGACUGCAAGCUUGUGGCGUCGCGAACAGAUAUUCCGCGUCCUCCCGAAUUUCUGGUCCAACUGCAAAAUUACUUUAUCAAGUUGGAGGACGGUACACCUGUGGCAUGGGCUUUUCUAGGAAGCGAGGCGACUCUGAUUAGUGUGCACUGCGAGGAACCGUAUAGACGCCGUGGCCUGGCAAAGCUCAUCUCCAUUAAGCUGCUUCGCGACAAGGUAGCCGUGUUUGGUCCUGGUGGCUUGUCGUCUGCGGAUGUCGCAGCAAGCAAUACCGCCAGUCGUGCUCUGUGCAAGGGCCUGGGAGGAUAUCCCACAAGCGUUGUUUCUUGGGUCAUGCUCAAGGUGGAAUAAGUACAAUAACAUCCUUUCAUUUUCAAUAGACUCGUAAAAUAGAUGGUAUGAAUACAUGGACAGAUUACUCUGUAAAGAGUGUGCUCAAAUAUGCUUUGCAGUCCUCGGCAUCCUUGGCAACGUAGCCAAUGUACAUAUCAGGCCGGACGACAACCAUGGCGCAAUCAGCCUCUUGAAUCCAGUCCCCUGUGAACUGAGUAGCAUCUGAUCCAGACUUUUGCACAUCAAUAGUGGUGACAUACUUAUCGAAUCCAGUCGCUUCCACGGCGGGCAGUCCGACGUUGAGCACCAGAUAUUUGCCAUACUGGACUUCUUUAUAGAGCCAGGUUUCCUUCUUAUCGUCCGACACCAUCGGAACAUCUGGGCAUCGGAAUCCAGCUUUCCAGAUACCAGCUUCCGACGCCUUGACUAUCGGGGAGCCACUCUGAUCAUAUGCCACGCCCAUACCAGUAAUGUAGCCUGCGUUCCUCUGAAUAGUAGCAACGUACGUCUUGGCUUCCUUGACUGUAUCGCGAACAAGAGCAGCAGCGACAUCGAUGACGCCUUGUGCGGUGCUGCGUCGUUCCGUAUCAUAGCUGCGGACAAUAUCGCCAAGAGCUUUUUCUUGAAUGCCCGAGCUGUCCAGGGCCAUUGCUAGUCGCCACGACAGACUAAAUGCAUCGGCAAUGCCAGUGUUUAGUCCCUGUCCUCCAUUGACGGAAUGGACAUGAGCAGCGUCACCUCCCAAGAAGACCCGUCCGCUACCAUCUUUUGAUAUAAA